AUGCACGGUACUGUGCUUGGCGAGCAGAGAGAAGGCGGCAGCUCUACUGCGAGCACUGGUGCCUUCUCAUUCAGCUGGUCUGUGGGGGUCCUGGGUUUCUUAUCUCAGUUGAUGGGGUUUCUUUUGGCUUUUGUCAGCUCUGCAUUCUGUGGACAUUUAGGCAAAAUUGAACUGGACUCUGUGACACUUGCUGUGGCUAUUAUAAAUAUGACAGGGUUAUCAGUGGCCUUGGGUAUGACUGGAGCAUGUGACACACUCGUAUCCCAGACAUACGGUAGUAAAAACCUGAAACGUGUGGGGACAAUACUGCAGAGAGGAAUUCUCAUCUCAAUGCUCUGUUGUUUUCCUUGUUGGGCUAUUUUCAUUAACACAGAGCAAAUACUGCUCCUCUGCAAACAGCGUCCGGAUAUAGCCAGGUUAACACAAAAAUACGUAAUGAUAUUUUUGCCUGCACUUCCAGCAAAUUUUCUAAUGCAGCUACAAACAAAAUAUUUACAGAAUCAGAAUAUAAUGUGGCCUCAGGUUUUCAUUGGUAUAUUAGUAAAUGUCAUUAAUGCAGUGGCCAAUGCAAUUUUAAUUUAUGUUCUGAAGAUGGGAGUGGAGGGCUCAGCUUGUGUAAACACAAUAUCUCAGUGGGCAAUGGCUCUUUCUCUGUUUAUAUAUAUAAUUGUGAAAAAACUUUAUGAAAACUUGCAAACUCUUUCAGGGUGGUCCAGAGAUUGUCUUCAGGAAUGGGGGCCAUACAUGAGUUUGGCCUUACCCAGUAUGCUAAUGAUAUGCAUUGAGUGGUCAAGCCUGGAAAUUGGAGGGUUUUUGGCAGGACUUAUCAGUGUGGCAGAACUUGGAUGUCAAGCUGCAAUGAUGGAGCUGGUCGUAGUGUCAAUUAUGUUAUCAGUAGGUUUGAGUGCAGCUGCAAGUGUCAGGGUAGGAAACGGAUUAGGAGCUGGAAAAGCAGAGGAAGCAAAGAAAUCCAGCAAAGUUGUGCUUUGUAUGGGAGUGUUAUUUGGUAUAAUAGUUGGUGGUUCUUUAGCUGCACUCAAGGAUGUAAUUGGUUACAUUUUUACAACAGACAGGGAUAUUCUUUCCUUGGUUUCACGUAUCAUGCUUAUAUUUGCUCCAUUUCACCUAUGUGAUGCAAUAAACACUUCCAGUGGCGGAGUAUUAAGAGGAUUUGGAAAGCAAAAAAUUGGAGCUAUUACCAAUGUAAUCGGCUUCCUUAUUAUUGGUCUCCCACUUGGAAUUUCACUGAUGUUUCUGGUGAAACUUGGAAUCAUAGGUUUAUGGAUUGGGUUGUUAUGUCCAAUGGUCCUGCAGAGCUGCAUCUAUUUGCCCUACAUUUUGCGUACAGAUUGGAAUCGGGCAUGUGAAGAGGCUAAGUCUAGAGCAGGCGUGGGACCCAAGAAAGUCCAAAAAAACUGCAAUUCAUAUACAGGUUUUGGAUCUAUUGAAAAUGGGGAGUUGAAGGAUGCAGAUACUGAAAAUAGAGGUGCAAUCGUCUUGUGUAACAUUGCUUCUGCAGAAAAGGAAUCAGAAGAUAAUUUACCGCUAGAUGCAAGCAAUGUCGUAGGAGAAAUACUGACAGUGAAGCAGCUGAUCAUCAGACGCGGGCUUGCAGUCUUUUUAUGUGUAGCCAUAUUGCUGAUUGGGAUUGUAAUAAAUGUAUUUGCAUCACAUAGGUAAUACUUAAAGGGAUCCUGUCACCGCUGUUAUGCUGCUGGGUACCCCAGCUUAAAGGAUAUCCCAGUAUAAAAAAAAGAUCUUUGAUGGCCACAAAAUGGUUAAAAAAAUAGCAUACACCCUUCACUGAUCCCCCAACACUAAUUUCAGCAGUGUUUAACUUAUGUCUCGAUAAAGUUUUGAAGAACUUACAUCAUGGCCCUUGCAGUGCAUAGCCAGCGCUGUGAAGGAAGAGCCCGAUGUAUGAAUGAGAUGCAGACCCUUAAUCUCCCACCACUGAUUGACAGAUUUCUCUAUAUUCCUCUUCAUAGAAAUAAAGUUGUCAAAGCAGCUAGUGGGAGAUGGAAAUCUGUGUAUCAUGAAUACAUCAUCCGACUGUGUGCUGUGAGGAUUAAGAUGUGCGUUCUCCAAAACUACUGUACAUAAAUACAUAAGCGACAGACCCGUAAAUCAGCAUGUCCGUCACUACUUUUUCAAAGAAGGCACCAUAACGGAACUGACAGGUUCCCUUUAAGAUUUCAAUCCCUAACUUGUUCUCUACAAAGUUUUGGAUGAAAUGGUGAAAAUUUAUAAACCUCAUUGUGCCAACAACCUCUCAUCAUUAUGGAUCUAGCUAGAGAAACAAAGCAGGGCAAAACAAGUGAUCAGGUUUCCAGUCAUCAGGCAUUGGGGUGUUUUUUUUUUCUUAAUGAACAAAAUAAU
Messenger RNA from Bufo bufo (common toad), 2379 nucleotides. RefSeq names its product multidrug and toxin extrusion protein 2-like. Gene Ontology annotation, cellular component: membrane. Gene Ontology annotation, molecular function: xenobiotic transmembrane transporter activity; antiporter activity. Lineage: Eukaryota; Metazoa; Chordata; Amphibia; Anura; Bufonidae. The record is from RefSeq and is a predicted model, not a curated record. Bases 1 to 1680 code for a protein of 559 amino acids. The transcript has 17 exons. Gene Ontology annotation, biological process: xenobiotic detoxification by transmembrane export across the plasma membrane.